CCAUUUAUAAAUUAGUUAAAUUUUUCGCAAGGGUAGUAUCACGUAAGUGACGAAGUAUAGUGGAGUUAAAACCUUGUCCUACUUUUGUUGAUAUAUAAAAUAGAUACUAUUUCAGUUUACCAUCGUUACAAGCGCUGUACUUAGAAUUCGUAAAUCAACAUCUACUUAAAAAUGCUACGAGUUACAAAUGUUCCAAUGCUAAGACCUACAAAUUUGGUAAAAGUCAUUGACUUAAACAUCAGAUGUUUAGCAACACAAGCAGUUGCAAAAAAUGCAAGAGUGGAAAAACCAAAGAAAAGUACUGUAGCCAAAGAAUCCCAGUCCUUUGUCAUGAAUAUUUUUCGUGGUCAAUUACAAACCAGCCAAGUAUUUCCAUUCCCAGAAAGUUUAACUGAGGAACAAGUUGAUACAUUGAAAAUGUUGGUUGAUCCUAUAGAAAAAUUCUUUGAGGAAGUAAAUGAUCCAAUGAAAAAUGAUGAUACUGCAUCAAUAGAUGAAAAAACCUUGACAGCAAUGUGGGAACUUGGAGUAUUUGGACUUCAAGUUCCACAACAUUAUGGUGGAUUAGGAUUAAAUAAUACUCAGUACAGCAGGUGUGUUGAAAUCUGUGGAUAUCAUGAUUUAGGUGUUGCUAUUGCUUUGGGUGCACAUCAAAGUAUAGGAUUUAAGGGUAUACUCUUAUUUGGCACACCAGAGCAAAAGGACAAAUAUUUGCCAAGAGUUUGUAAUGGAGAAUAUGCAGCAUUUUGUCUUACAGAACCAAGUUGUGGUUCGGAUGCAGGUUCAAUUCGUUCCAAAGCAGUUAAAUCACCAGAUGGAUCACAUUAUAUUUUAAAUGGUAGCAAAAUCUGGAUAUCAAAUGGUGGUAUAGCAGAGAUAAUGACUGUGUUUGCACAAGUCCCUACAAAAGAUCCAGAAACAGGUGAAAUUAAAGACAAAAUCACUGCAUUUAUUGUUGAAAGAUCAUUUGGUGGUGUAACUAGUGGGCUACCAGAAAAGAAAAUGGGUAUUAAAUGCAGUAAUACGGCGGAAGUAUAUUUUGAAGAUGUUAAAAUACCAGCAGAGAAUGUCUUAAGUGCUGAAGGACAAGGUUUUAAGGUUGCAAUGAGUAUCUUAAAUAACGGCCGAUUUGGGAUGGCAGCCGCUCUGUCCGGUACUAUGCGCUAUUGCAUUAAAAAAGCAGUUGAUCAUGCGACACAACGCGUACAAUUUGGACGUACAAUAGAUAAUUACGGAAGUAUUCAAGAAAAAUUGGGUCGUAUGGCAAUGUUGCAUUAUGUAACCGAAACACUUGCAUAUACAAUUUCUGGUAAUAUGGAUAAUGGAAGUCAAGAUUAUCACUUGGAAGCUGCAAUUUCUAAAUGUUUUGCGUCAGAAUCUGUAUGGUGGGUUUGUGACGAAGCUAUUCAAGUAUUAGGGGGAAUGGGAUUCAUGAAAGAAGCUGGCCUCGAACGAGUUAUGCGAGAUAUUCGUAUCUUUAGAAUUUUUGAAGGAACUAACGAUAUUCUUCGUCUUUUCGUUGCUCUUACUGGAAUUCAAUAUGCAGGAAGUCAUUUAAAAGAAUUACAGAAUGCAUUUAAAAAUCCUACUGCUAAUUUAGGAUUGAUUUUUGAGGAAGCAACCAAAAGAGCAACGCGAGCCAUUGGAUUGGCAUCAGUACCUAAUUUGACAAAUUUAGUCCAUCCGAGUUUGGAAGAAAGUGCUACAUUAUGUGCCAAGAGCAUUGAAGCUUUUGGACCAUGCAUCGAAUCCACUCUUAUCAAGCAUGGACGAAAGAUUGUAGAUGAGCAAUUUAUUCUUAAUAGAAUAUCUCAAGCAGCAUUUGAUACAUACACUAUGGCUGCAGUAUUAAGUCGAGCAAGUAGGUCUGCAAAUAAAAAUAUUCCAAGUGCGGAACACGAGCUGCUCAUGGCCAAAACUUGGUGUGCUGAAGCAGCCAGUCGUAUAGACCAAAACUUAAAGUCAGUUUCAUCCGGCAAACAAUUAGAAAUAUUUAGUAAUUUAAGUAAAAUUUCAAGGAACAUGUGUGAUGCUGGAGGAUACGUUCAAAUGAACCCAUUAGGUUUUUAAUUAUACAUAAAAUUGUUGUAACAUGUGCAAGGAAUAUCUUUGAAAGAUUUCUAAUAUAAAUUAAACUGAGAAUUACGAAA
Molecule: messenger RNA, 2150 nt
Organism: Osmia lignaria (orchard mason bee)
Lineage: Eukaryota; Metazoa; Arthropoda; Insecta; Hymenoptera; Megachilidae
Gene: Acadvl
Product: Acyl-CoA dehydrogenase very long chain
Molecular function (GO): very-long-chain fatty acyl-CoA dehydrogenase activity; fatty-acyl-CoA binding; flavin adenine dinucleotide binding
Source: RefSeq, a predicted model, not a curated record